Molecule: messenger RNA, 591 nt
Organism: Triticum turgidum subsp. durum (durum wheat)
Lineage: Eukaryota; Viridiplantae; Streptophyta; Magnoliopsida; Poales; Poaceae
Source: the annotation of a GenBank genome assembly
AUGGCUGCCAAUCCAGAUCGGGAGGUGUGCCACCGGGCAGGGAGAGGAGGGAAGAUGCUGCUGCCGGUGAUGGCCGUCUUGGCGGCGGUGGUGCUGGCGUCGCUGCCGUCGGCGGCGGUGGCGACCAACUACACGGUGGGCGACGAGAAGGGGUGGAACCCCAAGGUGGACUACACCUCCUGGGUGAAGAAGCACCGCCCCUUCUACAAGGGCGACUGGCUCCUGUUCGAGUACCAGAAUGGGCGGUCGGACGUGGUGCAGGUGGACGAGGUCGGGUACGACAACUGCGACAAGGAGAGCGCCAUCAGCAGCCACAGCAAGGGGACCAGCUACGCGUUCCAGCUCAAGGAGGCCAAGGACUACUUCUUCAUCUGCAGCUACGGCUACUGCUACUCCGGCAUGAAGCUCGCCGUCACCGCCAAGAAGGGCCCCGCCUCUUCCUCCCCCGACUCCGGCUCAUCCUCCUCCUCCUCCUCCUCGCCGGCCGCCAAGUCAUCCUCCAAAUCCGCCGCCCCCCCCAUCGCCGCCCGCAACGCCGCUCCCCUCGCCGCCGCCGUGGGCGCCGCGGCCAUGCUACUCAGGAUGCUCUGA